This is a messenger RNA of Coccinella septempunctata (seven-spotted ladybird), 2228 nucleotides long. Its product is annotated as zinc finger Y-chromosomal protein-like. Lineage: Eukaryota; Metazoa; Arthropoda; Insecta; Coleoptera; Coccinellidae. Gene Ontology annotation, biological process: regulation of transcription by RNA polymerase II. The transcript has 6 exons. Gene Ontology annotation, molecular function: DNA-binding transcription factor activity, RNA polymerase II-specific; RNA polymerase II transcription regulatory region sequence-specific DNA binding. Gene Ontology annotation, cellular component: nucleus. Bases 211 to 552 code for a protein of 113 amino acids. The record is from RefSeq and is a predicted model, not a curated record.
CGUUCCUCGUUGUCUGAACCAAAGAUUAACCUCUUUGUCCGAACAAUGAACAUGGACAUAGGAAAGCGUCUAUGCUUCCGAGAGAUGUAAAUUUCACAAAUUAAAAUAGAUAUAUACCACACAUUUUUCUAAGUACUGUUUUGAUGCAGAAGUGAAAAAUGGAUAUGGGUGAACGUAGUAUUAAUAUUAGAGACGAGGUACAUCUUGCCCAUGAAGAUAGUGUUUUUAUGCAGAAGUAAAAAAUGGAUAUGGGUGAACGUAGUAUUAAUAUUAAAGAAGAGGUACAUCUUGCCCAUGAAGAUGUUUUUAUGCAGAAGUAAAAAAUGGAUAUGGGUGAACGUAGUAUUAAUAUUAAAGAAGAGGUACAUCUUGCCCAUGAAGAUAGUGUUUUUAUGCAGAAGUAAAAAAUGGAUAUGGGUGAACAUAGUAUUAAUAUUAAAGAAGAGGUACAUCUUGCCCAUGAAGAUGUUUUUAUGCAGAAGUAAAAAAUGGAUAUGGGUGAACGUAGUAUUAAUAUUAAAGAAGAGGUACAUCUUGCCCAUGAAGAUGUGAAGUCAGAAGAAAAAUUAGGAAUUAUAGACGUUGUUGAACAAUUUAUAGAUGGAACGGAGGUUUAUGAAAGAGAGGAAUAUAUUAUCAAGAAUGAGGAAACUAACUCAAACUGUUCAUUUACCAAAGUCGUAGCAAAUCAGUUAUCAUCUGCUCAUCAUAAGUGCUCAUCGUGUGAACACAUCGCAAGUACUAAAAGUGACCUGCAAAGUCAUGUGAAAUCUGUACACUCCGAUACAAAAAAACACAAGUGUCAAUUAUGUGGGUACUUUACUGAUUGGAAAGAAAAUCUGAAAAAGCAUGUCGAUCAUGUACAUUUAAAUAUCAAGAACCAUAAGUGUCACUUAUGCGAAUAUGCUGCUGCUACAAAAAGAAUUCUUCAAAUACAUAUAGAGGCUGUUCACUUAAAGGUUAAAAACUACAAGUGUGACUUGUGUGAAUAUGCUGCACAUAUGAAAACACAUCUCAGAAUUCAUGUGAAAAAUGUUCAUUUAAAAAUUAAGGAUCACAAGUGUCAUCUAUGUGAAUACGCUACAACUUCUAAAUGGCUACUUCAACAGCAUAUCAACUCUGUUCAUUUCAAUAACAAGGAGCACAAGUGUCACUUAUGUGAAUAUACUGCUAAUAUAAAAUCAUGCCUUGAACUACAUGUUAAAACUUUUCAUUUGAGAAUUAAGGAUCAUAAGUGCCACUUAUGCGAGUACGUUACAAAUAAGAAAUCUUCACUUCAGAGUCAUAUCGAAUCUGUUCAUUUCAAUAUCAGGGAGCACAAGUGUCAUUUAUGCGAAUUUGCUGCGAAUAAAAAAAGCAUCCUUAAUACUCAUGUAAAAUCCGUUCAUUUAAAAAUUAAAGAUCACAACUGUCACAUAUGUGAGUACCGCUCGAGUACAAAAAAAAACCUUGAAAGUCAUAUUAAGUCUGUUCAUUUGAAAAUCAAGGUGCACAAUACUAAAAAGUGUCAUCUGUGCGAUUACGCUACAAGAAGAAAAAGUACUCUUCAAAAUCAUAUCAACUUUGUCCAUUUGAAUAUCAAAAACCACAAAUGUCAUUUAUGCGAAUUUGCUGCGUAUACAAAGCGUAACCUUGAUACUCACGUAAGAGCUGUCCAUUUGAAAAUUGAAAAACACAAGGUGCACAGUACUAAAAAGUGUCAUCUGUGCGAUUAUGCUACGAGAAGUAGAAGUACUCUUCAAAAUCAUAUCAACUUAGUCCAUUUAAAUAUGGGGAAACACAAAUGUGAAUUUUGUGAUUACGCUGUGAAUUCUAAAAAGAACCUAGCAACACAUGUUGAAUCUGUACAUCUGAAGUGAAAUUAAAAUGAUACAGGGUAUCCCAUCACUCACUUAUCUCACUCAUUCUUUGCCCAUUUCUUUUUAAGUUUCACAGUUUCAGGUGAGAAUUUAGUUUUAGUAUUUUUAGUACGAAAUCACAUAACCGUGUGUUGAUAUCUCGAAAGUAAGUACCUACUGGUAACAAUUAUACUGCUUCACAGAAGUUGGGGAAGUUCAAGCAUCAAGCAACCUCAAAUUUUUAAUUUUUUUCAAAAAAUUUUCCGAUAUGAGAAGCCUAUAACUUUUGCUCAUUUAUUCAACUCAUUAUUUGCCCAUUUAUUUAUAAUUUUCACAGUUUCAGGUGUGAAUUUAUCUUCACUACUUUUAGUACAAAAAAGGGAAUACUCC